Molecule: messenger RNA, 1637 nt
Organism: Castor canadensis (American beaver)
Lineage: Eukaryota; Metazoa; Chordata; Mammalia; Rodentia; Castoridae
Gene: Kcnj3
Product: potassium inwardly rectifying channel subfamily J member 3
Biological process (GO): potassium ion import across plasma membrane; regulation of monoatomic ion transmembrane transport
Cellular component (GO): plasma membrane
Molecular function (GO): G-protein activated inward rectifier potassium channel activity
Source: RefSeq, a predicted model, not a curated record
CUUCGCUUCGCAUUUGAAUCUGGCUCUCCCCUCCGUAUUAUGUCUGCACUCCGAAGGAAAUUUGGGGACGAUUACCAGGUAGUGACCACCUCGUCUAGCGGCUCGGGCUUGCAGCCGCAGGGGCCGGGUCAGGGCCCUCAGCAGCAGCUUGUACCCAAGAAGAAACGGCAGCGGUUCGUGGACAAGAACGGCCGGUGCAAUGUUCAGCACGGCAACCUGGGCAGCGAGACCAGCCGCUACCUCUCGGACCUCUUCACCACUCUGGUGGACCUCAAGUGGCGUUGGAACCUCUUCAUCUUCAUCCUCACCUACACUGUGGCCUGGCUCUUCAUGGCGUCCAUGUGGUGGGUGAUAGCUUACACCCGGGGCGACCUGAACAAAGCUCACGUCGGCAACUACACCCCCUGCGUGGCCAAUGUCUACAACUUCCCCUCUGCCUUCCUCUUCUUCAUCGAGACCGAGGCCACCAUCGGCUAUGGCUACCGGUACAUCACCGACAAGUGCCCCGAGGGCAUCAUUCUCUUCCUCUUUCAGUCCAUCCUGGGCUCCAUCGUGGACGCUUUCCUCAUCGGCUGUAUGUUCAUCAAGAUGUCCCAGCCCAAAAAGCGCGCCGAGACCCUCAUGUUCAGCGAGCACGCGGUCAUCUCCAUGAGGGACGGAAAACUCACGCUUAUGUUCCGGGUGGGCAACCUGCGCAACAGCCACAUGGUCUCGGCGCAGAUCCGCUGCAAGCUGCUCAAAUCUCGGCAGACACCUGAGGGUGAGUUCCUUCCCCUUGACCAACUUGAACUGGAUGUAGGUUUUAGUACAGGGGCAGAUCAACUUUUUCUUGUGUCCCCCCUCACAAUCUGCCACGUGAUCGAUGCCAAAAGCCCCUUUUAUGACCUAUCACAGCGAAGCAUGCAAACUGAACAGUUCGAGAUUGUCGUCAUCCUAGAAGGCAUUGUGGAAACCACUGGGAUGACUUGUCAAGCUCGAACGUCAUACACAGAAGAUGAAGUUCUUUGGGGUCAUCGUUUUUUUCCUGUAAUUUCUUUAGAAGAAGGAUUCUUUAAAGUUGAUUAUUCCCAGUUCCAUGCAACAUUUGAAGUCCCCACCCCACCGUACAGUGUGAAAGAGCAGGAGGAAAUGCUUCUCAUGUCAUCCCCUUUAAUAGCGCCAGCCAUAACUAACAGCAAAGAAAGACAUAAUUCUGUGGAGUGCUUAGAUGGACUAGACGACAUUACCACAAAACUUCCAUCUAAGCUGCAGAAAAUCACUGGAAGAGAAGACUUUCCCAAAAAACUUUUGAGGAUGAGUUCUACAACUUCAGAAAAAGCCUACAGCUUGGGAGAUCUGCCCAUGAAACUUCAACGAAUAAGUUCAGUUCCUGGCAACUCGGAAGAAAAACUGGUAUCUAAAACCACCAAGAUGUUAUCUGAUCCCAUGAGCCAGUCUGUGGCUGAUUUGCCACCAAAGCUUCAAAAGAUGGCGGGAGGAGUAGCCAGGAUGGAAGGGAAUCUUCCAGCCAAAUUAAGAAAAAUGAACUCUGAUCGCUUUACAUAACCAAACACCCCCUUAGGCAUUAUUUAAUGUUUUGAUUUAGUAAUAGUCCAAUAUUUGGCUGAUAAGCUAUUCCUCCCUAAGGAAUCUGAAAG